GACUACCAUGACACAUUCCGUGACACCGGUGAGGUGAGCAGGCAGAAAAUCACGUCGAGGUAAAAUUAAUUGCAGAAUGGAGGUAUCAAGGAGAAGAAUCCUCCAAAAACAUCUGGAGCCUGCAAGACCCCUGCGCCGCUGCCUACAUAUUGACAAUGAGCCCAAAAUAAAUGCUGCAACAUGUGCACAGUCACUGAUGGAGGAAGAGGAUCAAGAGACAAAUAUUGGCAUAGAGCAGUUCUACAAGAUUGUCAACCUUCACAAAAAGAAAGAAGGCAGAAUAUCUUACACAAGAGAUUUUUUAAUUGGUCUGGCAAGUUGUCCUGAGGCCAGGAAGAAGCCCGAAUUCUUGCCAGUGCACCCCAUAGUCCUUAUGGAGGCAAGAGAUCGGCUUUAUGAAAUGACGUGGACCGGGGUAAAAGAAGAAAUGGUGGCAGAAAGACUUCACUCCGCUUAAUAAAUUUGCACAGGUGUCCUCAUCCCAAA
Molecule: messenger RNA, 486 nt
Organism: Centropristis striata (black sea bass)
Lineage: Eukaryota; Metazoa; Chordata; Actinopteri; Perciformes; Serranidae
Gene: gra
Product: granulito
Exons: 7
Coding region: 77-457 (126 amino acids)
Source: RefSeq, a predicted model, not a curated record